UGAUUUCGCGCGAGGCGAAAGUCAACGGUAGUCCAGUCUUUUUCAAAGUGGACGGCUAAACCUGUGCGGACUUCAAUUCCAUGCUGGCUAGGGAAUUCUGGGAACUGACGUCCACACAUCUUAAAGUUGUUCAGUUUGAAAAACACUGUGGUAGUCCGUGAACUCCGCGGGGAAGAGCCAAAAGAGAGGUGGGGUGUUUGGGAAAUCACGUUUGUAGGAGCGGUUGCCAAGGAAAAGCGGAAUGAAUGCCACUCGGAUCUUGUCCCACCCGGACUUUUUCAGAAUGGAACAUCGGCCUCUUCCGGUUUGGAUCACGGAGAUACGAAAUGCUUUGGAAUAACUGUCAGUCCCAGUUUCCGGCAUAGGCGAGGAGACGCUGAUUUGGCGGGCGAAAAGAAAAUAUCAGGGAAACAUUUCUGUCAUGGCGCUGGGGAGGACGGCAGCGAGAUGCUGGCUUCGGAGCGGCUCUUUCCUGGAGUCACGUUUCUUUUGCGAGGCUCCAAGAAUGAAAUCCGGAUGUCGCCGUCAGCUUUCUUCAGGACACGGAGGAAAAUGGCGAGGAGAGGUGUUUGAAAAAUCCAGAAUUUUCAGAAGAGGGUUUACAUUCUCAACAUUGUCUUACUUGGGAUAUAAUGCUUAUCUAGUAAUCUCUCAAUCUGCUAUGGUUCAUGCUGAUGUCAAAGAUGAUGAAGUCAUAGAUCAAGCAGACUAUCUCUAUAGAAGCGGAGAAACCGAAAAACUUUAUCAGCUGUUGAUUGAAUACAAGAACAGUGAAAAUGGACAAUUGUUGUGGCGUCUGGCACGAGCAUUACAUGACCUUGCUCAGCUAAGUCAUAUUUCAACGGAAAAAAAGAGGCAGCUGGCUUAUGAAGCCCUUGAUUAUGCAAAGAAGGCACUUGAGAAAGACGCAGCUUGUUAUUGUGUACACAAGUGGUAUGCAAUAAGUCUCAGUGAUGUGGGAGAUUAUGAAGGAAUAAAUAAGAAAAUUGCCAGUGCUUUUGUUAUUAAGGAACACUUUCAGAAAGCAAUUGAUCUGAAUCCAAAGGAUGCUACUUCACUUCAUCUUAUGGGUAUUUGGUGUUACACAUUUGCUGAUAUGCCAUGGUAUCAGAGGAACAUAGCUGCUGUUUUAUUCUCAACACCACCCAGCUCUACCUAUGAAGAGGCAUUACGCUACUUUCAAAAGGCUGAAAAUGUUGAGCCAAAUUUCUAUAGUAAAAACUUGCUGUUCUUGGGAAAGACAUACAUGAAGUUAAAUAAUAAAAAGAUGGCCCUUCUGUGGUUAACAAAAGCUAAAGAUCGGUUACCACAUACAGAGGAGGACAAGCAGGUACAAAAAGAAGCUUUGGGACUACUAAAUUCUAUAUGACAUGAUUACUCAAAAUGUAUGAACUGAUGAACUAAGUAACUGACCAGAAAGCUAAAAGGUUAUACUGGAUUCCAGCUGGUAUAUGCUUUAUGAGAAUGUUUAAAGAAGAAGAAAUUUAGAGAAGAAGAAACCCCUAGCUGUGUCUUUUAUGUUGCAGAUUGUUAGUUACUGCUUGCUACCACCUAUCUCCCAGAGGGAUGCCUUAUCUUGCAUCCUUCUCAUAAUCCUAGCAUGUGAGAGAGAGAGGGAGCCUCUAUAGCAUCUGUUGCUUUUCUGGCAAAUUAAAAAGAAAAAAUGAAGAAAACAAUUAAACGACCACCUCCUGGCCAUAUAGUGACUGGGAAAAUAGCCCCUCUCUACUUUCUCCUUUGUGGGAAGGUAAACCAGUCUCAUAACUGUUAAGCAGAAACUGUCUUUGUUAAAACAAGGAAAAGAAUUGGGGAAAUGUCUUUUACCUUCAAGCAGUUACAUGUGAAAUUCUGCUAAAGAAAUAAAAAUAUAGGACUGCUCAAAUCACAGACAGCAUCUUAGGAAACAUUCCAGUAAUAUACAAAAAGAUAAGGCUCAGCAGUUCUUAUUUAGAAGCAACUCCUAUCACAAGCAAAAGAAAUUAAACUUAACACUGCUCUUAGCUAACUUUUCCCUAUUCUUCUAGAAAAUACUUUGGUAUUGCUUCUGUGCCAGUUUGUUACCUGAGAAAUCCUUCCUGCAAAUUCUAACUUUAUUUAAAAGUUGGAGGAGCAUCUGAGUUCUUUCUUUGUUUCCACUUCUGCUCUCCAUUUUAGCACACAGGUUCUUGUUUGUCUCCCUCCUGCUGGAGAACUGUGUGCAAUUGCCAAAGGAAUAAAUGCUUUUCCUCUUGGAGAAUGAGGGGUUAGAAAAUUAUGUGAACCUUUUGACAUGGUAAAGCUUGAUUCCAUUUUUAGUCAAGUUUCAAAUGGUUCCAAAACAUAUUUGGAAGAUGUUGGUGCAUAGUUUAUUAUUCACAGGAAGCCUUAUUUUUUCAAAAUAUUUCAAAGAGUUUCAUGAAUGCAAGACAGCAGCAAAACCAUUUAAACAACUGCUCAUUAAAACCAGCAAGGUACACUUUGGUUGUCCCAUUUAUUAACAUCUUUAUUGGACAUCAGUUACCUUUCUUUCUUUCAUCCAUCCAUCCAUCCAUCCAUCCAUCCAUCCAUCCAUCCAUCCAUCCAUCCAUCCAGCUGCCUUGAGGAAGUCAAGGCACCUUUUUGAGCCUGUGUGUGUGUUGAUGAUAGAGAAAUAGAAAGAUAGAGUUAGAUAGAUAUGCACAAAAACAUACAGAGACACAAUUCAUGGGAAUCUGAGUCCAUUCUCCAUUUUCCACACAAAUUCUAAUGAGUAAUGAUGUUCAUUUGAGUAAGAGUGCACUUACACUUUCUGUCUUAAAUACUGAAGUCUUUUCUCAAAAUAACCCAUCAAGGAUAUAGACAAACUGAAGCUAAUCCGGUGGAGGAUAAGAAAGAUUCAGAUAUGGAAGAGAUCUUGUUUGAGAUCUUCCUAUAGAGGUUGAAUGCCCAUCUAUUUGGAUUUCCUGAUUGAACUUGAUUGAUUUUAAUAGUUCAUUGUGAUGGAAGGAGUCCUUUCAUAUACUGCAUAACAUUUUCUGGAAAUAGUUGCAAAAUAGCUGCUGUCAUGAUAGGCAUUGCUAGCCAUUUAUUAGAAACCCAACUGUUGGGUUGUUCCCACAACCCUUCAGUCUCUCUAGUAUUCGCCAUCCCAGCUUAUCUUUUUCAUCAGGCAGAUGAGUAUAUUUUCCUAUAGUACAAAACAUUUCAUGUACCUAUCCAAAAUUAUACAAUAGUUUGAGGGGAUUAAGAUUCAAGAAAUCAUGAGGGAAUAAAGCAGACCAAAGGGUGCUAGCAGACUUUUUUCUUGUAUAUCAAGAAAUAUAUAUUUGCUAUCAGUCACUGAGCAAACAAAAGCCUCUUGAGAAUUUCUUGAAUUUCUCAGCAAGUGUGUUAUAGGAUGAAGGAUUCUGAGAUGCUAACUCUAAAGUCCCCCAAAGGAACUGUGUACAAAUGGACCUAAGCAAAACAGUUUUCAGAAUGAGGGAGUGCAACCCAAGGUAUCUCAAGAGAUGAGUAGGGAGCAUCUGGCUAUCAUGAAUAAGCCUCCAGGACAGGACCAUUCAUUCAUUCAAUCAUUCAAUCAAAUUUAUAUGCUGCCCAACUUACUGUAUAAGUGACUGUAGGUGGCUUACAAAUAAAGUGAUAAAAAACAAUAGAAGUCUACAAAAAUAUACAAAGUUAAAAGAGAGAGCAUCCUCAAACCACCAACCACCCCAGUGCUGUGAGCCUCCAUUAGAUCCCCAUGCUAAUUGGCAGAGCUAGGUCUCUUCUGGAAGGCCAGAAGAGUGGGGGCCAAUCUCACCUCAGGGGGCAAGAUGUUCUACAGGAGAGGGGUAACAGCAGGAAAGGCUCUUCUCCUAGACCCCGCCAGUUGGAAUUCUUUAGCCAACAGGGUCUGUAGACCCUUCCUGCCAGACCAGGUGGGACGGGCUGAUGUGACCAGGAUGAAACAGUUCCUCAGGUAACCUGAACCCAUGCC
Messenger RNA from Python bivittatus (Burmese python), 3937 nucleotides. RefSeq names its product regulator of microtubule dynamics 1 (gene RMDN1). Gene Ontology annotation, cellular component: mitochondrion; spindle microtubule; cytoplasm. Lineage: Eukaryota; Metazoa; Chordata; Lepidosauria; Squamata; Pythonidae. The record is from RefSeq and is a predicted model, not a curated record. Gene Ontology annotation, molecular function: microtubule binding.